Adineta ricciae is the source of this 3258-nucleotide messenger RNA. The record is from the annotation of a GenBank genome assembly. Lineage: Eukaryota; Metazoa; Rotifera; Eurotatoria; Adinetida; Adinetidae.
AUGCAUUCAACAUUCGUAUCGAUACAUAGUAUUCAAAUAAACGACUAUUCCUAUUGCUUCAUUAUUAAUGUAGAUGAACAAAUAGAUGUUGAAGUAUUUAUAACUCUUAGAGAUAUUGACAAAGAAAAGAUGCGUAAUUUCAUUACAAUUGAAGAGAAGGGAGGUGUUCGUGAAUUUAUCGUCAAUGAUCUUAGUAAUAUUGGUUUACGCAUCGAUACUCACAAACAUCGGAAUGUAGCUCUCGGUCAAACUUCACCACAUAUCGCUAACAAUCCCAAACAUCAACAUGGAGCUCGCGUAUUCAAUGUCCCACUUCAUCAAAUGGAUACGAUCUCGGUCAGAGUCGAUGAUCUCGAAUUGACAGUACCAAUAUUUCUACGAUGGUGUUUCGAUUGUAUACGUCGCUCGAUAAAACAUGAAGGUCUCUUUCGUAAAUCAGGUGGAUCUCAACGUGUCAAAGAGCUUAUGGCUCGCAUUGAAGAUGGAUCAUUAACGCCCAGUUUAUCAUCUUCGAACACGGUGUUCGAUGUGUGUUCAUUGUUUAAAGAAUUUCUCCGUCGUCUCACAUUUCCAUUGAUUACUUAUCCUUUGCAAGAUCUUCUACUUGAUUGUUUUUCCAUGCGUUCUCUGCCGUCAGAUAAAAAAGUCGAUAUUUAUUUUAAUAUUCUUUUACUUUUACCCGAUGAACAUUUACAUGCACUUAUUUAUAUCCUACGAUUUUUACAUGAAAUUACACUGAAUGAACGUGAUAACAAAAUGAAUGCGAAGAAUCUAGCCAUUUGUGUCGGUCCUGGGAUUAUGCGUACAGCUGUAGAUGGUAAACAAAACAUUAUGACAGAACAAUGUGCAACGAGUGUCAGUGAUAUUGUCGAAACAUUGAUCAUCAAUGCAACUAAACUUGGCUACGUUGCUGAAUCAAUCUAUGAACGUUCGCAAAUGCUUUUAGAAAUGCGACAGAAGGAAGCAGCACAAAAUCCAGAUGACAGUUUCGCUGUGGAAAAUGGCGUCAAGCAUGGCAUUGGUGGGGGAAGGAUGAAUGACCCAGCAAAUGCAAAGAAACGACGCAGUGGCUCAGUGAAAGAGUUUCUUGUUCAUAUGACCAAUCGACUUCGACGUCGAUCCGGUUCGAACAACGAUAGUCGUGAUCAAACAAAUGCAUUUUUGGAUCAAAGUGGCAAAUUAUCAUCAUCUCAUACACGUGAAUACCGUCAUCAUUAUCAACACUAUCAACAAAAUAGUAUUCAUGGCCAUUGUUUAUCUUCAUCAGCAACAUCAGGGCCAACAACAACUAAACGAAAAUCGAGUGAUGAUCCAAAUGGUUGCAAUUCAAAACGAGGUAAAACUAAGACAUCAUCGCAAGAGAAAAUGUCACUACCAAAUUCGAAUCGUUUCACCAGUCCAAUUACCGCUUUUCGACGUAAGAAGAAGACGCCAAGUCACACGAAUGAUCCUGGAUUUCCAUUCAAAAUAGAACAUUCACAUCUGCCACAAUUACUUCAUUUUACAGAUGAAGUGCCCGUUCGUUUCAUGAACACAAUUGUCAAUCCAACCUCAUCUGUUUCGUCAGGAUCGAUUUCAUCUUUGUCGACCACUACACCGAGUGGUUCGAUGACAACACUGACAACUUCAAUGAUUAGUAAUGGCUCAAAUGUACAUGGCACUCAUCAGCCACUAUCGAUCAUUCCACAUGAAAUGCCACCUCCGCUACUAUCAAAUCUUGGAUCGAAUCCUUGCAACAAUAAGUCACUUGAUGCAAAAAAACUUAACUUGCUGGAUUCAUGGAAAUGGCCCAAAUCAAGUCGAAAAGCCGAACGUAAACCUCUCAUUGCUAUACAUGCACCGAUGUUAGCUACAUCAACUGUCGAUUCGACUUCGUUCACUGAACUUUCACCUUCACCAAUAAAAGCAGGAAAUGAUUCGAUGCAAAUGUCAACUGAACAAAUCGCCGGAACAUCUCUACUCAUGCAUUCAAGUUUCGGUGUUCGCCGUCAUUCGGAUGAUGUUACUAGUGCUUCCUUCACAGCGACGACGACUUUUCGUCCUCGUCGAUCAAUAUCGUCGAGCGGUGGUCAGCAACAGACACGUCAUAUUAGUUGCAAACUUAACAAUUAUUCCCAUUCAUUACCCAAUCAACAGCAGAAUACAAGUGAUGAUGAACAACAAAACAAGAAUCUCAAUCAAGAUUCCUUUAGUGACGAAGGCGAUGAUGACGAUGUCGAUGAUAUCGUCGAUGAACUGAAUUUAGCUGUUGUGGAUGGUAAUGAAGAUGCACAUUCAUUGAAAGGCUUUACUACAGAGCCGAUAGCGAAUGAAAACGAUCCACUUGAUGUUGCAUUUAUUGAUGAAGCUGACUUAGAAAGAAAUCUAAGUAACAACAAACUCAUCCCUGACAAUCAGCAAAGCACAUCAAUAGCAACAACGACAACAACGGAUGUUCAAGUAUCCAAUCCUCCACAAAACGAGAACGAUACUCUUUCCCAAACUAUGACAGUUGAUCAUCAUUCAAUGGAAGUAAAAGUCAAUAAUCAACAGCCCAUAACGUCGACGACAUCUGUUUUGACCGAGAAAACAUUGAAUAAAGAUGAUGAUCUCGAUGAAAUUUUACGACGUAAUGAAAAUCGCGGUGUUCGAUUAACGGAUUCAGAUGAUGAAGAGUAUGAAAAUUUUGAUGUGAAAACCAUUCCAACAAAAACAGAUGAUGCGAAAUCAACAACACCAAAAAUGCCAGUUCGUCUUUCUUCUUCUAUUUCCAAUCUCAUCUCAACGUCUUCUCUAACCGCUCUUCCAUCAUCCAUCUCCAAAGAACUAACAAAAUGGACAUCAUUAAAUCUUGGAGAGAAUGUUGAGAACAUCAGUGUACUCAAUAGUGGUCGAGAAAGCAUUCUCGAACUGAAAUAUGAAUUGAAUGGCCGUGUACAACAGCAAGUACGUGCUUUUGAAUCGCAAUCAUCGGAAACUAUUCAUAAUCGAUCGAUCGCACCUCGGAUAUCAGAAAUAACAUCACAAUUAAACCAACCUGAUGUCAAAAAUAUCUUCACGAGUUCAUCGGUACAUACGCCUGAACAGCGCAUUAUCGAAGAAGCUUUGACUCGUGGAGAUAAAGUUGUGCUACCGAAUGCUGGACUCGGUGAGCAAACACGUUCAGUGAAACGCUUGCAAAACACUCCAAUGCGACGAUGGAAAGAACGAGCAAAAGAAUAUGAAAAACGUCAUCAAAUCACAUCACCAUAUCGAUUGAUAAACAAGAGAAAGAAAUAG